AUGGACACUUGUAAAUGUGUGUGUGUGUGUGUGCGCGCGUGCGCGCGCACACAAGCUUGUGUUUUUCAGGGGCCAUUGACAUUUAGGGAUGUGGCCAUCAAAUUCUCUCUGGAGGAGUGGCAAUGCCUGGACACUGCUCAGCAGGAUUUGUAUAGGAAAGUGAUGUUAGAGAACUACAGAAACCUGGCGUUCUUGGCCUAUCUGAUCACCUGUCAGGAGCAAGGAAAAGAUCCCUGGAAUAUGAAGAGACACGGUAUGGUAGCCACACUCCCAGGUAGUCUCUUUACUGCGUUAACAUUUACCUUUGGUCUCAGCAGACUCAAACUGUCAUUCCAAAGUAUACUGCCAUUUCUUUCAGCACUAUAUGUCAUGAGAGACAGAAACCAGUGUCUAGAAAGGCUCCUACAAGAAAGUAAUAAAGAUUUAUGUGUUCUCAUUUUGCCCAAGACCUUUGGCCAGGGCUGA
Nomascus leucogenys (northern white-cheeked gibbon) is the source of this 465-nucleotide messenger RNA. Its product is annotated as zinc finger protein 430-like. Bases 1 to 465 code for a protein of 154 amino acids. The transcript has 4 exons. NCBI's taxonomy places the organism in Eukaryota, Metazoa, Chordata, Mammalia, Primates, Hylobatidae. Gene Ontology annotation, biological process: regulation of DNA-templated transcription. The record is from RefSeq and is a predicted model, not a curated record.